AGUGAGGAAGCCGCCAGGCCGGAAGGGAGACGCGCGCACGGCGUGCCUGGAAAGAGCUGGAGUCAGGGUUUCGCUGGGGUGCGGCUGGGGCGCGGCUGCCGCUGGCUUCCCCGUGCCCACAGAUCCCGGCUUUUCAGGCUCCGCCGUGCGGACGCUGCUUGCCAGAGAGGCGCGGAUCCCGGACCCAGCCGGGGAUGGAGCGCCUGGUCCACGCCGCCUUGGCGCAGCUGAGCGAGGAGGAGCUGGCGCGCUGCGCCUUCUACCUGCGGAGCCCGGAGCCGGCGGGCGGCGCCCGGGCCGAGCUCCAGGGCGCAGGUGGGAGCCCGGCGCGGCUGGCGCAGCGCUACGCGGGCCGGGCCGCCGAAGUGCUGCGAGAGGCGCUCCGCGACAUGGGCCGCCGCGACGUGAGCGAGGCGCUGGCCGGGCAGGAAAAGGCGGGAGCCGCGGCAGCGCCAGCUGCUGUACUGAGAACUGGUGAACAACAAACCACGAAUCAGACAAGUGAUACAAGUUUUAAAGGAAGACGGACUGAGCAAAGUGACUAUGAGGCACUGGAUAUGUAUGACAUGAGCAAAACCCGUGUGGCUUUUAUGAUGUGUGUGACAACACACAGGCGCGGUGCAGAAAAGGAUAUUGAAAUAAUGAACAAGUGGUUUGACAAGUAUCAGUUUGAAACGCCUUCUGGACAGUGCAUAGACCCUAAUGGGCAGGAAAUACUGCCAGCAUUGGAAGAGUUCCGGGAUCAAAUCAAUCAAUCUGAGGAUGAAAUUAGCUGCUGCCUCAUUGCUCUUAUGAGUCAUGGGAGGAGUCACGGCCUCAUUCAGGGGAAAGAUGGUGACACAGUUGAUCUUGAUGAUAUAUUUGCAUUGUUCAACAAUGUACAAUGCCCAAAGCUCCAAGAAAAACCUAAAAUCUUUAUCAUUCAGGCAUGCAGAGGAGGAAAAGAAGACCAUGGAGUUGAAGAAAUAGAGCAUGAAUUCAAGGAAGCUGAUUGUACUUAUAACUUAAUAGCUAUCAGGAGGUUGCCAACAGCUAGUGAUUACUAUGUCGUGUAUUCCACUCAAAAGGGUUAUGUUUCUUUGCGUAACAGGGAAAAAGGCUCUAGAAUGAUUGAAGCAAUGGAUGAGGUCUUUUCAGAGCAAGGCAUGAAGUGGCAUAUCGGGGAUUUAUUUACUAAAGUUUUAUUUUUCAGAUCAAUAACAACCUGAUGCACGAAACUUUUAGUGUCCAUGGAUGCCCUGUGAAAGAGACAAUAGUCGUGGAAUCAACUCUGACCAAAGCCGUGUACCUUGCACCUUAACUGGUUGAUCAGUGGAAGACUCACUGCCUUUUGAAUUGCUCAAAAUACAGACAGUGAAUAAAAAUAAAAUAAAUACAGAUAAUAAAGUUUAAAUAGUCAUCUUUUUCCAAAUUAUAGCAAAAUUAUUUAGGAUGUUCCUUUUAACUAACUAGCUUUAUUUACUGCAUUUUAACAGCUAUUUUCAACAACGGCAUUUUCUUUUCAACUAAUAGUCCCAUUUUUAGAGAGCACUUUUUUACAGGAUCUUUGAAAAAACCCAGUUUAGGAUCUUAUAUUUGUCUUCAUUUAUAAAUAAAGUCAACCAGUACAAACAGUUUUAUGUUGAGAGAUCACUGGCUCCUUUUCCAGUUCUGCAGAGGGCAUUUUCUCAUUCCCUGUACGACUACUUAAAAC
Molecule: messenger RNA, 1693 nt
Organism: Chelonia mydas (Green sea turtle)
Lineage: Eukaryota; Metazoa; Chordata; Testudines; Cheloniidae
Product: caspase-14
Exons: 7
Coding region: 195-1208 (337 amino acids)
Biological process (GO): proteolysis
Molecular function (GO): cysteine-type endopeptidase activity
Source: RefSeq, a predicted model, not a curated record